AUGAUGUGCAGCUGAUGACUAUCCAGGAGGAUGCAUCAAGCGUAAAAUUAAAUCGUUCCAUGGGAAUAAUCAGAAAAUGCAUAUAUUAUUCGUGUUCAUUUAGUACCUCACAUUCCAAAGCGAUGAUAGUCAAUUCUGCGUCUGUGGAUAAUUGAGCAGCGCGUGGGGGGCCGGAUAUGAGCCAAGGAAGCUUGCGGCAUUGUGUCUGCCUCAGCACACUGCCAUAUGCUUCUAUCAUACUUUUACUAGGCCGACAUGCAGGGCUGAUGUCAGACAACACACAGAUUAGCUGCGUGUUGUAAAUGGUGUUGCCUCCUUCGCUCCCUUAAGUGCUCAUAUUAAAAGGGAGGUUUCUUGCAGAAGUGUGCUGACGCACGACUGCCGUUCUUGAAAGCGUGCGUUUGCGGCCAUUUGUGCAAAUUGGCCACAUGGAAAGAAUGACUAGCCUCCCUAUUUAAAGCGUUUGCCAAGUACAAAUGAUAGCAUCUCUCUGGGCAGUUUUUAGUGGCUUGUAAUCCAUUCCAGUUGCAAAUAGGCCUUUAUAACUUAGUCCAAGCAGGCUAAGACAACAAAGAUCAACCUUAAUCAGCAUAUAAACUAGAGCUCCCAUGAUGCUAAAUUUAACUGCUGGGAUAGCAGGAACUAGCUAAUAUGCUGUAAUAGUUUCUUGGAAAUGAGCAAGGGCGACGGAAACAACACUCAUUCUAGCCAAAGGAUAUAAAGAAGUGUCAUUUUUCUGGCAUGGAUGAAGCGGAUGAGAGCAGGCUGCAGCUGGGGAUUAUGUCCCUCAAAUCACUACAGCCUUUAACAUUGCAUUUUAUGCAAUCCAGACCACUAUUGCGAAUCUGGUGUCAUUAAAAAUCUGGACUCCUCUGAUCCAAAAUUUUAACAUGACUAACACAGCUUGGUGGUCUGCGAUGAAAAGUGAGUUUUUCUGAAAGGGGGCCUCUAAGGUGGCUGCAUAUUUGCUGGUUGAGUAAGGAAUGUGGUUUGCAUGCCUCACACAUGAGCCAGGAUUCUACUCAGAGAGGGAGAGAGAGAGAGAGAGAGAGAGAGAGAGAAGCAAGCCUGUGCUCAUAGCACAUGAGCUCAUUCACUCUUAGGUCACAGGGAGGAGAGAGAGAAAGAGAGCGAGAGGGUGGGAGGGGAAAGCCAGUUGAUGAGAGAGAGUGAGCGAUUGAGUGAGUGAGCGCAGGCUGUACAACAAUAGGGAGCUCUACUUUCAGUUGCCACACAUAGGACGAUUGCUGAAGGAUCCGCUGUGUGUGUCGGCAGUGAGCAGUGAGGACCUGCCAUCAAAAGCCUGAUUCUCCGGCUGUUACUCGCUUCUCCUCCAUCUCCCUGCUAAGUCAGCACCCACAGCUGCUUUCCUUUUUUUUGCACGGAUUUGUGAGGACUCUCCCGUUUUCCCUCUCAUGCCUUGUAUGUGGUGAGCUGCUGUACUUUGCUGAGCUCGGCGUGUGGAGGUGUGCAUGUCUCUGGAAGUGGUCAUAUCCUCGCCAGAGAAGUGUUUCUGCUCCCCCACUCCUCACACCGGCAUGAGGUUGAAGAUCAGAGUGCGCAGGAUGAAGGAGGCUCGGGAGCUGCGAGGUGGCUUUGCAGCAUUUUCCUCCUGCUUCCCAGGUCUAUGUGAAGGAAAGCCAGUGGCCACACUACCCAUGAGCCUGUCUCAACCCUGCCUGCCGGUGGCCAAUGUGGGCCCCACGCGCAUCCUGCCCCAUCUCUAUCUAGGUUCCCAGAAAGACGUGCUUAACAAGGAUCUGAUGGCCCAGAAUGGCAUCACGUAUGUGCUUAAUGCCAGCAACACAUGUCCAAAACCUGAGUUCAUCUCUGAGAGCCACUUCAUGCGCAUUCCUGUCAAUGACAACUAUUGUGAGAAACUCCUACCCUGGCUCGACAAAACUAAUGAGUUCAUUGACAAAGCCAAGGUUUCCAACUGCAGAGUCAUUGUCCAUUGUUUAGCUGGCAUCUCCAGGUCUGCUACUAUUGCCAUUGCUUACAUCAUGAAGACAAUGGGCUUGUCAUCGGAUGAGGCAUACAGGUUUGUAAAAGAUCGCAGACCUUCAAUAUCACCAAAUUUUAACUUCCUGGGCCAGCUGCUUGAGUUUGAAAAAGGUCUCCGUCUGCUGAAGGCACUAUCUUCGGGUCAGGAGAAGAAUGAGCAGCCCAGCAAGGCAGAGGAACCAAAAAGAGAAACCACCUCCAAACCAGAGAAAGUUCGACUAGAUGGCGAGUCAGAGAUCUCAGGGGCAGACACCAAGCUGCCAUCUCCCACAUCACUCCAACAGGGCUUCAAUGGUCUCAAUCUGUCGGCUGAGCGCAUUCUGGACACUAACCGUCUCAAGCGCUCCUUCUCUUUGGACAUCAAGUCUGUCUACACACCCAACCAGUGUCCCCACCUCAUGCCUAAUCAUGCUGAGGAUGUCCCCAAGCUCUGCAAACUAGACAGCCCUAGUCCAGGGUCCUCAAAUGGUGUUUGUCAGUUGUCUCCAUGUUCAGACAGCCCCAGCUCAGUCGAUUCACCAAGCCCGGUAGCUGAGAACAGUGCGAAGGUUCGUUUGCGCAGGAAAAACAAGCACAGUGGAGCCAGCUCACCUGUGCAGUCUCUGAGCCUGAGUUUUGGUCGUUCAUUGUCCGGGCACAAAAGCCCAAGCCUGGACGAGAACCUCAAGUCUGCAAUGCUGCUUGGACUUCCUGUAGCUGGCACUGGCCCCAUGUGGACCAAACACCGGGACACUUCACAGGCUACCACACCAGUCACACCAACAGGCGAUGCCCCAUGGUUCUAUGAGUCACUGACUAGUACAGGGGGUGGGUCAUCCUCAGUACAUUUUGCUCCACUGGGCUGCAGUGCACUCCCAGGUCCGUGUGAGGCUGUGCGGUUACGUCAAAAGGCAGGAGAUGUACGGGAGUCCCGAGCGAGCUGGCAUGAAGAUACAUCUGGCUCUGCUGCUGGUACUGACAAACAGUUCAAGCGACGCAGUUGUCAGAUGGAGUUUGAAGAUGGAAUCUCGGACACACGUUCGAGGGAGGAGCUUGGCAAGAUUGGUAAGCAGUCCAGCUUCUCAGGCAGUAUGGAGAUCAUUGAGGUGUCCUGACAGAUGCAGUGCACCAUGGAACUGUCUGGCAUAGAGGUGGGCAGGUGCCACUUACAGGUGAGGAAGGACUGAGGGACAGAACAGCAACAGCUGACUGAUUCCUGAAUUUAGGAGCAUUUGUUUUAGUGUGUAGGACUGUGAGAAAUUAAUUAUGGAUUUUUGUGUUUGUCUCUGAGACUCAGAGCCAGUUGAGCUGGAUGCAGGCAGACUUUACGCUGUCUCCGCUGUUUAUAAGCCAUCACCAUCCCAGAACAUUUUGGGAGGAAUAAGGACAGAACUGUUGUAUUUGAUUUCAAAAUCCAACUGUAAAGUGUACAUGACAUUUCCGUCUCCAACAAAAAGCUUUACCAGCCUCACAGUGUAUUGAGAUUAAAGCAUGGCUCAGUGUCCUCUGGUCACACUUGCAUCUGGUAUUACUCUCACACAGACUCGGUGGACUCGCACAUCUACAGCUCAAGGGGCCUCUACUGACACACUUGAAGCCUUGGUAUAGACUUGUGCAGAACAGAUGAAGGCUUCUUUGUGCACUGCUUUUGUUCCCCCCUGCUCCUGUAUGCCAGUAAAUAAUCCUGGAGGAGGAUGCAGGAAUGUUAUGGAAAAAACGCAUUGUGGAAGUUUUCCUGCAGUGCCUACUGUUUUUUCUUCUCUGUGUUUGUUCUUUACCUUUUCCCUGAUUUCAGCCCCCCACACACUGUACAACUGGUGGGCACAAAAGGAACUACCGCCCACCUUUCUCACACUGAGCAUGCUGCCGUAUAUGAGGCUGCUGGUUUCCCUACAGAUGAAUAUAAUACACACCAUGCAUAGCUCUCUCAAUGGACAUUUUUUUGGUUCUUAUAGUUUUAAUUUAUUUUAUCUGUUCAUUCUGGUAAUGAGAAAUAAUAUAAUGAUUGUGGAUCCUUCUUUUUUUUUUGGUGUUGACCUCAGUUUUUGAUUACAAGGUAUUUAUGAACUCAUUCACAAAACUGAUACACAACUACA
Molecule: messenger RNA, 4079 nt
Organism: Hemibagrus wyckioides
Lineage: Eukaryota; Metazoa; Chordata; Actinopteri; Siluriformes; Bagridae
Gene: dusp8a
Product: dual specificity phosphatase 8a
Exons: 5
Coding region: 1473-3098 (541 amino acids)
Biological process (GO): protein dephosphorylation; negative regulation of MAPK cascade
Cellular component (GO): cytoplasm
Molecular function (GO): protein tyrosine/threonine phosphatase activity; MAP kinase tyrosine/serine/threonine phosphatase activity
Source: RefSeq, a predicted model, not a curated record